GGAAAAUGUACAAACUUUUUCUUUCCCGCUAGUAGUAUGUAUCUGCUCAUACAAGAAGGGAAACUCCCGCUAAUAUGUAAAGUCAGCCAUAGGAUUCUUCUGUCUCCAUGUUCUGUAAAAUUCGAUCAGAUCGUGUCUUCGAAUCGCAGCAGUAUUCUACUCGUAGCCUUUGAGGUUACUACAGAUUCACUUGAGCGGCAGCAAAACAAGCAAUUAGCAGGAGGCAGCACGGGCGCCGUACGUUCGUUCAGCUGGUCAUGGCCGCUGUCAAAGGGCUCGAAACGCAGGCCAAGAAUAGCCGUGAACAGGCGCCGGUUUCGGGGGGAAUGGCCCCCGGGCAUUCGUUCCUGCCCCCACGCAGGCAGGCGAUCCGAUCCUCUCUCUCUCCCUUUGUGGCGUCUCCCCCACCUCUCCCUCGGGCCGAGCUCGAGACCCCCGAUCGACUCGGCCGCGACGGAGGGAGAAGACAAGCACUGCACCGAACCCAUGGCCAUGGGGGGCCCGCGCCUCCUCCUGCAGCACCACUACCGCUCCCGCUCCGCCUCCUCCUCCUUCGCGCGCUCCCCGUCCACCGACUCCACCGGCAACGACGCCGCCGUCCACCACAGCCUCGCAGUCCCCGCCGACACCGCCGUCGCCUGCCCCUUCGGAGGCCCCCUCGACGGCCUCGCCCGCGCCGACGUCCGCGAGGCCGCCUACGAGGUCUUCUUCAUGUCCUGCCGCGCCGGAGGCGCCAAGGGCGGCGGCGCGCUCGCGUACUUCCCCGAGGGAGGCGGCGGGGACGUGUCGCCGACGGUCGGCGGGCCCAGGGGCAGCACCGGGAUGAACGUCGUCAACAGCAGGGUGAAGCGCGCGCUCGGGCUCAAGGCGCGCCGGUCCUCGCAGCCGUCCACCGCCUUGCGGAGCGGCGUCGUCAACGCUUCGUCGUCCUCGGCUCCGGGCUCCCCCGGCCGCGCCAUGCGAGCUGUGAAUGGCCACCAGCACCCGUCGUCCGUUCCUGGAUCCCCCAGGGCCAGGCGGCCCAUGACCUCCGCCGAGAUCAUGCGGCAGCAGAUGCGCGUCACCGAGCACGGUGACGCCCGCCUCCGCAAGACCCUCAUGCGCACCCUCGUCGGCCAGGUUGGGAAAAGAGCGGAGACGAUCGUCCUGCCGCUGGAGCUUCUCCGGCAGCUGAAGCUGGCCGACUUCGCCGACAGCGGCGAGCACCACCAGUGGCAGCGCCGCCAGAUCAAGCUCCUCGAGGCCGGCCUCAUCCUCCACCCCUCCGUCCCGCUCGACCGCGCCAGCAACGGCGCCGUGCUCAAGUUCCGUGAGGUCAUGCAGUCCGCCGAGGCCCGCGCCAUCGACACCGGCAAGGCUUCGGACGCCAUGCGCGCGCUCUGCGAUGCCGUGCUGGCCCUGGCGUGGCGGUCCGCUCCCGCAGGGGAGGCCUGCCACUGGGCCGACGGGUACCCGCUCAACGUGCUCCUCUACGUCUCCCUCCUCCAGGCCGUCUUCGACCUCAGGGACGAGACUGUGGUGCUCGACGAAGUGGACGAGCUCCUGGAGCUCAUGACGCGGACGUGGGCGACGCUCGGCAUCAACAGGAUGUUGCACAACGUGUGCUUCGCUUGGGUCUUGUUCCAGCAGUACGUUGCCACCGGGCAAGUCGAGCCGGACCUUGCCGGUGCGGCGCUCGCCAUGCUCACGGAGGUGGCUGCCGACGCCAAGCAGGAGAGCCGUGAUCCGGUGUACGCACGUGUGUUAUCUAGCUCUGUUGCAGCGAUACUUGAGUGGUCCGAGAAGCGCCUGCUCGACUACCAUGAGAUGUACGGGAAGGGCAUCUGCGGCGGCGGCAACAGCAUCGCCGCCAUGGAGUGUGCUAUGUCUCUGGCGCUCGCUGCUGGGAAGAUCAUCGCUCAAAGUGUGCCUGGUAUGGGCAUCAGUGCUACCAACACCCACGGUGUAGGUUGCUUCGCCGCCAACCGCGUCGAUUACUACAUUCGUUGCUCCAUGAGAAGCGCCUUCACCAAGAUGCUCGAGAACGGGCUUGGGCAGGAGGACGGCGUGAUCACCGACCGCGACGACGACACCAGCGAGAUCCUGACGCGGCUGGCCAAGGACACGGAGCAACUGGCGCUGUCGGAGCGCGAGGGCUUCAGCCGGGCGCUGAGGCGGUGGCACCCGUUCCCGGCCGCGACCGCCGCGGUGACCCUGCACGGCUGCUUCGGCGUCGUGCUGAAGCAGUACCUGGUCAAGGCGGCAUCCCUGACCAGCGAGCUGGUGCACGUGAUGCACGCGGCCGGUAGGCUCGAGAAGGCCCUGGUGCAGACGGUGGUGGAGGACGUGGCCGACAGCGACGACGGCGGCAAGUCGGUGGUGCGGGAGGUUGUGCCCUACGACGUGGACUCCGUCCUCGUGGGCUUCCUGAGGGCGUGGAUCGAGGAGCGGCUCCGUGUUGCCAAUGAGGGCCUUCUCCGAGCCAAAGACACCGAGAGCUGGAUGCCGAGGUCCAAGACGGAGCCGUACGCGCAAUCGGCGGUGGAGCUGAUGAAGAUGGCCAAGGCCACGAUGGAUGAGUUCUUUGGGAUCCACGUGAGCGCGAGAGACGACAUGGUCCGGGACCUCGCCGGCGGCCUCGGCUCCAUCUUCCAGGAGUACAUCUCCUUCCUCGCGUCCUGCGGCAACAAGCAGAGCUACCUCCCGUCGCUGCCGGCACUCACGAGGUGCAACCAGGACUCGACGAUCAAGAGGUUGUGGAAAAAGGCGGCGGUGACGCCGUGCCGGGUGCCCCCGUCGAGCCCGCGUGCCUGCAUGCCCUACGGUGCGCCGGCCGGCGCCGGGCACAACCCUCGGCCGUCCACCAGCCGCGGCACGCAACGCCUCUACGUCCGGCUCAAUACGCUGCACUUCAUGCUCAGCCACAUCCAGGCGCUGGACAAGUCGCUCUCCUUCUUCUCCUCCUCCUCCUCCUCCGGCGCCGGCGCCAGGUGCGGCUCGCCAUCAGCCAACCGCCGCCUCGCAGCACCACCGUGCCACUUCGACCAAGCCCGUGCGUCGGCCCACUCAGCCAUCGGCCACGUCGCCGAGGUCGCCGCGUACCGCCUCAUCUUCUUCGACUCGCACCACUCCUUCUACGACGGGCUUUACGCCGGCAGCGUCGCCGAUGCGCGCGUCCGCCCGGCGCUCCGCACGCUGAAGCAGAACCUUUCUUUGCUACUCUCCCUCCUUGUUGACCGCGCGCAGCCCGUGGCCGUGCGGGAGGUGAUGAAGGCUUCGUUCCAGGCGUUCCUAACAGUCCUGCUCGCCGGCGGCAACCACAGGAGCUUCAGCAAGGAGGACCACGCCAUGAUCGAGGAGGACCUACGGAGCCUGAAGCGCGCCUUCUGCACACGCGGCGAGGGCCUGGUGACGGAGGACGUGGUCGACAGCGAGGCGGAGGUGGCAGAGGGUGUCGUCGCGCUCAUGGGGCAGACGGCGGAGCAACUCGUGGAGGAGCUAAGCAUCGCGACGACGUGCGGGUCACCGCGGAUGAGCUCCGCGCAGAGGCUGCCGAUGCCGCCGACAACCAGGCGGUGGAGCCGGACGGACCCGGACACGAUCCUCCGCGUGCUCUGCCACCGCGACGACGAGGUCGCCAGCCACUUCUUGAAGCGCGCGUUCCAGCUUCCCAAGCGGAGGUGACGGUCGGUUAGGCUUGCGUUUGUUGCAGCCAGGGUGUAUGUGUGUGUUGCAGACUCUUAACUUGCAAGAUUAAUUAACAUGGGAGGUGUGGAUUAUAUCUUCAAAACAAAUAAUCGGAACAAUUGUUUGCAAAAGUUGUACUGUAUAUAGUUGUUCUUUGCAGAGGAAGUUUUGGAAGCCAUAUCUGAAAUUUAUGCAGUUUCUGUAGCA
Molecule: messenger RNA, 3873 nt
Organism: Brachypodium distachyon (stiff brome)
Lineage: Eukaryota; Viridiplantae; Streptophyta; Magnoliopsida; Poales; Poaceae
Exons: 4
Coding region: 37-3663 (1208 amino acids)
Source: RefSeq, a predicted model, not a curated record